AUGGAGGGGGCGGCAGCUGCUUCGGGCAACCUUGCGGCCGAGGGAGAGGCAUCUUCGGCUCUUGAUGCCAAGGUUCUCUUGCGCUUCAUUAGUGUCGGUUGCAACCGGUUGGUGAAUGCUGCUACUUGGGGCCGUAACAAUCUGCUCGCCUACGGAGCCCACAACAUGAUCGCCCUCUACGCUCCUGAUGAGUAUCGAGUGAAGCAGGUCUUGCGUGGCCACACGGACAGGGUGAACAGCGUGUCGUGGAUUCCCAACACCUCCGAGAGCGUCGAGGCGCGGUGGAAGUCGCCCGAGACCGAACUCGUAUCGGGUUCGUCGGACAAGACGGUGAUGGUCUGGCGCAAGUCCCAGAGCAGCGACGAGGCAUGGACACACCCCUCUCCUUUGUGGUUGCUGGGCCAUGCCGAUUCCGUGACCCACGUCGCUGUACUCACCACGCCCAACGGCCAGGUGUGGCUUGCGUCGACGUCGGCCGACCGCACGAUGAAGAUCUGGCGGCGGGAUUCCGGCCCGACGGCGGGCGAAUGGACGUGCCUGCAGACGUUCGACUACGCGCCGAAGAUGAUGGAGUGCGUCGCGCUCACUCACAUCCCCGGCACGAACGUGGUCUUGAUGGCCGCCGCUGGCGUCGAUCUCAUGAUCCACCUCUACGUCUGCAAGCUGGACGGCCAAAAGUUUCAUCGGCUGCUGGAGCUGCACGGGCACGAGGACUGGAUCCGGUCGCUCGCCUUCACGCGCGCGGACAACGGCGACGUGUUCCUGGCCUCGUCCGCGCAGGACAACUACAUCCGCCUGUGGAAGAUCGCGCGCUCCGACGCCGGCGAGUCGAGCGUGGCCGUCGCGCCGCUUCUCGCCGCCGCCGGCGGCGACGACGCGCCGGACGAGGCGGAGGCCGACGACGAGGGCGCCGGGCUGAGCCGGGAGGACAUCGAGCAGCGCCGGGGCAAGCGGUUCAAGCUGGGCAGCGACGGCAUGUUCAUCGCCGUGCUCGAGUCCAUCCUCUACGGACACGACGACUGGGUCUAUUCCGUGCGCUGGCACCCCACAAUCGAGAAACAGGGAGUGGAGCACCAGCCGAUGGCGCUGCUCUCGGCCUCGAUGGACCGCUCGAUGGCGAUCUGGCGGCCCGACCCGGAGACCGGCGUGUGGCUCAACGACGUGCGCGUGGGCGAGCUGGGCGGCAACGCGCUCGGAUUCUUCGGCGGACUGUUCGGACCCGAGGGCCUCUACAUCCUGGCGCACGGCUACAACGGCGCCUUCCACCUCUGGAAGCGUCAGGUCACUAAAGUAUUGCAAGGUGAGGGAGUGGAGGAUCUGGAGCUCGAGGCGUGGGAGCCCUGCGUCACGGUGUCGGGCCACUUCGGUUCGGUGGAGGACGUGUCGUGGGAUCCCUCGCAGCGCUACGUCGUCUCCAUCCACGGCUACGAUAUGAGCUGCCUGGCAUUCGUGAACGGGGCCAGCCACCGCUUCGUCUCGGGGGCCGACGAGAAGGUCAUCCGCGUGUUCGACGCCCCGCGCACCUUCGUCGCCACCCUGGCCGCCAUCACCGGCGUCGCAGCGGAGCCGGAGCUGGCCGAGUCCAGACCGUUGGGCGCCAACGUCCCCCCGCUUGGCCUCUCCAACAAGCCCGUGUUUGAGGGUGAGGAGCGACCGGCGGAGGCGGCCGACGGGAUGAAGUUCAGGGAGGAGGCGGUGGCCGAGCCCGUCGUGCUGGGCGUGCCGCCUUUCGAGGAGCACCUCAUGCAGUCCACGCUCUGGCCCGAGAUCUACAAGCUCUACGGCCACGGCGACAACCUCGUCUGCCUCGCCUCCAGCCGCUCGGGCAAGCACAUCGCCUCCGCAUGCAAGGGAUCGAAGCCGGAGCAGUGCGGAGUCAUCGUGUGGGAGACGGACCCGUGGAAGAAGAGCCACCAGGUCUACUCGCACACGCUGACCGUGACCCAGCUCGAGUACUCGCACGACGACGCCUUCCUCUGCUCGGCCUCGCGAGACCGCUGCCUCUCCAUUUUCUCCACCAGCGCCGAGGAAUACAAACUGGUGGCCAAGAUCAAGGCACACGAUCGCAUCAUUUGGUCGUGCAGCUGGUCCCACGACGACGCCUAUCUCGCCACCGGCUCCCGAGACAAGAAGGUGAAGGUGUGGAGAAAGGGAACGAGCGAGAAGGACGGCCAGCAGGUGCCCUCGUGGUCCCUCGAUUCCAGUCUGCUGUUCAAGACAGGCGUCAACGCCGUGGCCUUCUUCCCCAUAGCAGGCGAGGGGACGUGGCGGUAUCUGCUCGCCGUGGGCCUCGAGAACGGCCUCAUCUCUCUGUGGGUGGGCUCCCACCAGGCCGACACCAAGGGCCUGCGGUGGACUUCGCUCAUCUCCGUCCCUCCCUCCUUGUGCCCCGUGGAUACGGUCAAGCGGCUCAGCUGGCGAAAGCCCACCGCCGAUGCGGCAAGGGAGCAGGCCACGUUCGACCUGGCCGUCGGUGCGAGCGACCACUCAGUGCGAAUCCUGUCCUUCACCCUCCACCCUUGA
Messenger RNA from Acanthamoeba castellanii str. Neff, 2523 nucleotides. Its product is annotated as WD domain, G-beta repeat-containing protein. NCBI's taxonomy places the organism in Eukaryota, Discosea, Longamoebia, Acanthamoebidae. Gene Ontology annotation, cellular component: elongator holoenzyme complex. Bases 1 to 2523 code for a protein of 840 amino acids. The record is from RefSeq and is a predicted model, not a curated record. Gene Ontology annotation, molecular function: protein binding. The transcript has 15 exons. Gene Ontology annotation, biological process: tRNA wobble uridine modification.